AUGAAUAUCCUCGGUUUCUUCGAAGAUUGCAGCUCGCAUGGUCAGAUAGCUGGAAGCCAACGCCUACCUCCAACUUCAACGGUGGCCUCUGUAACAGUAUCCGAUGUGACUGGAGAACCCGCUGAGGUGACAAGUGUGCAAGAAAAUGGGAAGCAGUCACGGAACUUGGAACUUGAUUCUGCGAAUCAAGAGGACCGCAAUAGGCCCCAACGUGGCGUUCAACUUGCCCAGGCAGCAACGCAAGUUUGGACAACGAAACAGCUGGUGCUGCUAUACAUUCUGUAUGUCCCACCCUUCUUCCCUCACAUUCCAGGAGAUGGUUUACUGAUCCAUCAGUACAGUAUUUGGCUCGUGCAAUUUGUGGAACUCUUUGCGAAUGGGGUUGUCUCGACUCUUAGUCCCUAUGUUACAAGCAGCUUUGCAUCUCACUCGUUGCUUGCGACCUCACAGAUUGUCGCUUCACUCUGCUCUGGCCUAAUUCAGCUCCCAUAUGCAAAGUUGAUGGAUAUCUGGGGGCGUCCCAAGAGCCUUGUCCUGAUGGUGGCGUGCCAGACAAUCGGCUUUAUAAUGUUGGCAGGCUGUAACGACGUAAGGACUUACUGUGCUGCUCGCGUUUUCUUCCAGUGUGGAUACAGAGGAAUCAUCUUAACAGUGCUCAUUAUCAUUGCCGACACGUCCACUCUCCGACACCGAGCGCUCUGGAUUGCUCUUUCAUCCACUCCCACUCUUGCCACAAGCUGGUUAUUUGGGCCUGCAACAGACUCAAUCGGCAGGGGUAUCGGAUGGAGAUGGGGCAUGGGAGUCUUCGCCAUUGUCGUCCCGGUGGUUUGUUGCCCACUGUCUGGCUUCCUCUAUUACUACCAACGCAAAGCUCAGAAAAUGCAACUCACUCCAACUCCGGAAAGCCACCGCUCCAGGACAGAGACCUUCCUCUUCUACGUGAGAGAGUUCGAUCUUGUGGGUCUGUUCAUCCUUGCCCUUGGCUUGGCGCUAUUUCUGCUUAGCCUCAGCCUCUACAGCUUCCAGCCUCAGGGAUGGCGAUCGCCCGUGAUCAUCUGCUUUAUCAUCUUCGGUGGACUGCUAAUCGUCGCCUUCGUACUUUACGAGAGGUUUUGGGCUAGCAGCACCUUCAUGCCUUGGGCACUCAUCAAGAAUCGGACUGUUUUCUUCACCUACACCAUGGACUGCCUCCUAGUCGCCGCCUUUUCCAUCUGGGCGACGUAUUUCUUGUCCAUGCUUGUCUUGGUUUGGCAGCAGAGCAUCACUCAUUCAACGUACAUUUUGAACAUCCACGCCGUGGGCGCAACAUUAUCUGGGUUAUUCGUCGGCAUAGCGGUUCUUCUCGGUAUGCGGCUCAAGUAUCUAGCUGGGUUCAUUGCAAUCCCACUUCUCUUCCUCGGGGCUGGGCUUCUAUAUCGCUUCUGUCUCCCGUGGACCAGCAUGGGAACUCUCAUCAUGACCCAAAUCCUCCUUGCCGGGGGCAUGGGAUCGCUUAUCAUAACCGUGCAACUCACCGUGAUGGCAGUCGCAGGUCAGGAACAGAUUCCAGCGUUGAUUGCUACGGAGACAUUGAUGGCUGACAUCGGUGCCGCCUUUGGUUCUGCAGUUUCCGGGGCUAUUUGGGCAGAUGUUUUGCCCAGGAAGCUUGCCGAGUUUCUCCCUCCUGAAGACGUUCAUUUGGUACCAGAGAUCUUCGGCAGCUUAUUCGUGCAGCUCUCAUACGCCCCUGGAAGCGUCAUCAGAGAUGCCAUCAAUAUGGCGUACAGCGCAUCCUUGAGGUACAUGCUCAUCACAGCUCUCUGUUUGUAUGCAGGUUGUGCGUUCUGCGUUCUUUGCUGGAAGAACGUCGAGCUGGGGAAAAGAGGAAGUGAGAAAGGCCGGCUGUAG
This is a messenger RNA of Exophiala aquamarina CBS 119918, 1887 nucleotides long. RefSeq lists its product as uncharacterized. The transcript has a single exon. Gene Ontology annotation, biological process: transmembrane transport. The coding region runs from base 1 to 1887 and encodes 628 amino acids. The record is from RefSeq and is a predicted model, not a curated record. Lineage: Eukaryota; Fungi; Ascomycota; Eurotiomycetes; Chaetothyriales; Herpotrichiellaceae. Gene Ontology annotation, molecular function: transmembrane transporter activity.